Choloepus didactylus (southern two-toed sloth) is the source of this 3841-nucleotide messenger RNA. It is a transcript of the gene STK11IP, whose product is annotated as serine/threonine kinase 11 interacting protein. The record is from RefSeq and is a predicted model, not a curated record. The transcript has 25 exons. Gene Ontology annotation, biological process: intracellular protein localization. NCBI's taxonomy places the organism in Eukaryota, Metazoa, Chordata, Mammalia, Pilosa, Megalonychidae. Bases 66 to 3563 code for a protein of 1165 amino acids. Gene Ontology annotation, cellular component: cytoplasm.
CUUCCUAUCCGUCAUUGCAAGGCGCCGGGUUGUAGAACUGGCUCCACCCCCAGCAUCCCGUGGCCAUGACGACGGCCCCGCGGGACUCCCUAGUGUGGAAACUUGCCGGGCUGCUGCGGGAGUCCGGGGAUGUGGUCUUGUCUGGCUGUAGCACUCUGAGCCUACUGACUGCCACACUGCAGCAGCUGAACCACGUGUUUGAGCUGCACCUGGGGCCAUGGGGCCCUGGCCAGACAGGCUUUGUGGCUCUGCCCUCCCACCCUGCUGACUCUCCAGUCAUCCUCCAGCUUCAGUUCCUGUUCGAUGUGCUGCAGAAAACACUUUCACUCAAGCUGGUCCAUGUCCCUGGCUCUGGCCUCCCAGGACCCAUCAAGAUUUUCCCCUUCAAGUCCCUUCGACAGCUGGAGCUCCGAGGUGUCCCCCUCCACUGCCUGCAUGGCCUCCGAGGCAUCUACUCCCAGCUGGAGACCCUGAUCUGCAGCAGGAGCAUCCAGGCAUUAGAGGAGCUCCUCUCAGCCUGCGGUGGUGAUCUCUGCUCUGCCCUCCCCUGGCUGGCUCUGCUUUCUGCCAACUUUAGCUAUAACUCCCUGACCUCCUUGGACAGUUCCCUGCGUCUCUUGUCAGCUCUGCGCUCCUUGAACCUGAGCCACAAUCGAGUGCAGGACUGCGAGGCCUUCCUCACUGACUUGUCUGAACUCUGCCAUCUGGACAUCUCCUAUAACCGCCUGCGUUUAGUGCCGAGAAUGGGACCCUCAGGGGUUGCUCUGGGGACCCUGAUACUGCGAGGCAAUGAGCUCCGGAGCCUCCAUGGCGUGGAGCAGCUCAGGAACCUGCGGCACCUGGAUGUGGCCUACAACCUGCUGGAAAGACACAGGGAGCUGUCACCUCUCUGUCUGCUUGCGUUGCUCCAGAAGCUCUACCUGGAGGGGAACCCUUUGUGGUUCCACCCUGCACACCGAGCGGCCACUGCCCAGUACUUGUCACCCCGUGUCAGGGAUGCUGCACCUGGGUUUCUUCUUGAUGGAGAGGUCUUGUCACUUACUGAUUUUCAGACCUCCACAUCCUCAGGACCUGGUCCUUUGACGCCCCCUCUGCCCUGGCCAGUGGGGAGUACCACGGAAACCUCAGGUGGCGCUGACUUGAGUGACAGCCACUCCUCAGGGGGCGUUGUGGCCCAGCCCCUGCUCCGCAGGGUUAAGCCUCACAGCCGAGUCCGUGUGAGGCGGGCAAGCAUCUCUGAACCCAGCGAUACCGACCCAGAGCCCCGAACUCUGGACCCGUCCCCAACUGGCCGGUUUGUGCAGCAGCAUCGGGAGCUAGAGCUCAUGAACAGUUUCCGGGAACGGUUUGGCUGUGACUGGCUGCAGUACAGGAGUCACUUGGAGACCUCUGGGACCCCCCUUCUGGCCACCUCCAAGACCUCUGACCUCAGCACACUGCCUCCACACUCCCUGGGCCCAGAGGCUCGGCCUGAUCUUCCACCUCCAGAGAAGGAAACCAGUGGCCCUGAAGAGACACCACAGGAAAUGUCAGAGGAGGCCAGGGUGGAGCCGGAGCCACAGGGGGAAGUGGAGGGGGAGGAACAGGAAAAAGCCAAGGAAGAAAAGGAGGAAGAGGAGGAGGAAGAGCAGAGCAAAGUAGAAGCGGAGCUCUGCCGCCCCAUGUUGGUGUGCCCCCUGGAGGGGCCUGAGGGCGUGCGGGGCAGGGAACGUUUUCUCCGGGUCACUGCUAGCCAUCUGUGUGAGGUGGAGCUCCAAGCAGCUCAAACCCUGGAACGUCUUGAGCUUCAGAGUCUGGAGGCAGCUGAGAUAGAGCCUGAGACCCAAACCCAGAGAGAACCAGUGCCCAGUGACUCAGAUCCGCUCCCCUGGGCCCCUGUCCUCGUUCUGCGCUUUUCCUACAUUUGCCCUGACCGGAAGUUGCGUCGCUAUGUGGUGCUGGAGCCUGACGCCCACGCAGCCAUCCAGGAGCUGCUUGCUGCAUUGACCCCAGCCAUCGCCAUGGCCCAGCAUCAGCUUGAGGAUGUGGGGGCCCUCCUAGUGAGCAGACUCCAGUGUCUGCGUUGUGGUCAUGAGUUCAAGCCUGAGGAGCCCAGGUUGAGACUGGACAGUGAGGAUGGCUGGAGGCCUCUGUUCCAAAAGACAGAAUCUCCUGCUGUGUGCCCAAGCUGUGGUAGUGAUCACGUGGUUCUCGUGCUUCUACGUGGGGGGCCGCCCAGUGGGGAGCCCCCCAGUGGGGAACAGAGACAGAGAGAGCAAUCCCUGGCUGCCUCUCAAUCCCCCAGCCCUGUCCGUGACUCUCCUGGCUGCAGUGACCUCCACAGCAGGGCUGAUGGGGUCCCAUCUCAGACACCACAUUCCCAAGACCGCAACAGUUGGAGCCUUAGUCCCCCCCUUGACUGCCAUGGCCUCCGCUCUGUGGACCACCGACUCCGGCUCUUCCUAGAUGUUGAGGUGUUCACUGAUGCCCAGGAGGAGUUCCAGUGCUGCAUCAAGGUGCCACUGGUGCUGGCAGGCCACUCUGGGGAAUUUCUGAGUCUUGUGGUGCUGUCUGACCAGAAGCUUUAUGUGUUGAAGGUGACCGGGGAGAUCCGCGGGCCACCAGCUAGCUGGCUCCAGCCGACCCUGGCCAUUCCCCUGCAGGAUCUGAGUGGCAUCGAGCUGGGCCUGGCAGGACAGAGCCUCUGGCUGGAGUGGGCAGCCGGGGAGGGCAGCUGUGUCCUACUGCCCCGAGAUGCGAAGCACUGCCGGGCCUUCCUAGAGGAACUCCUUGAUGUCUUGCAAUCUCUGCCCCCCAUCUGGAGGAGCUGUGUCACUGCCACGGAGGAAGAGGUGACCCCACAGCACCGGCUUUGGCCACUGUUGGAAAAAGAUUCUUCCAUGGAGGCUCCCCAGUUCUUCUACCUUCAGGUGUUCCUGGUUGAGGGUGAGGCCUCUGGGUUACAGACGUGCCGCUUGUUCCCUGUGCCCUGUCUUGUCCCGGGCCAUGGCCUGGCCCCUGCGCCUCUGCUGUGCUGUUGUAGCAGUGCUCAGUUCCUGGCCCCUGGACUUCCUCUCGCUCACGGGCAGACCCACAUGCCGGCCUUGGCGUUCCUUGCCUCUGGGGAUGAGGCCAGGAGGUGCCCUGGAUCCUCCGUUGCCCAGGGACCUUUGCUUUCAGGAUCCUCUGCCUGCCCUGUGUCCCUGCUGCUGACUCUGUCCACCCUGUACCUGUUAGAUGAGGACCUAGUAGGGUCGCAGGUUGAGCCCCCUUUUUCAUCAACACUGGGAGAAACCUCUGAGAUGUCCCCUCAUCUGGGACCAGGCCCCUCUGUGUGUGUCCGGCGGCAGCAGCCACUCAGCAGCCUGAGCUCGGUGCUGCUGUACCACACAGCCCCAGAGGCCUUGCGGCUGGUGUUCUAUGAUGAGGUGUCUCGGCUAGAGAGUUUUUGGGCACUCCGUGUGGUGUGUCCGGAGCAGCUGACGGCACUGCUGGCCUGGAUCCGGGAGCCCUGGGAGGAGAUGUUUUCCAUCAGACUACGGACUGUGACCCACGAGACUCUAGACCCUGACCCUGACCGGUGAGGCUUCCAGUGCUGACCCCAACCGGCCUCUGGUGCUGCGUACCCAGCCGCAGAGCUGCUCUCUCCAUGUCUGUGGGUCUGGCUUCAAGACUCUGGCUGCAGACUUCUCUGGCCUUUGGACACUGGCCACUGAGGCCCCAGAUGACCCAUGGUUCAAGGGACAAGAGAAAUGGUCUGGCCUCUGGAUGACCCAGCUCAAGGCGACGGGCCAAGUGGUCAGCGGGAAAGUUCCCUGCACUUUUUCUCAGGUGUCAAUAAAGUUGUUUCUGUUUCAGAUGG